Molecule: messenger RNA, 1692 nt
Organism: Ceratotherium simum simum (southern white rhinoceros)
Lineage: Eukaryota; Metazoa; Chordata; Mammalia; Perissodactyla; Rhinocerotidae
Gene: PRR11
Product: proline rich 11
Cellular component (GO): nucleus; cytoplasm
Source: RefSeq, a predicted model, not a curated record
AGACGCCGCUGCCGGGACUCCAUCUAAUCCCCGUGCUCUUAGACUAGUAAGUGCAGGGAGAUCUUCCUUUGUUACCUGGGUUCGUGUCUUCCGUAGCUGGGCCUGUUGCUGCUUGCGUUCUUACGGUUUACAGAGAGAUCAUGCCCAAGUUCAAGCAACGAAGAAGAAAACUAAAAGCCAAAGCAAAAAGAUUAUUCAAAAAAAAAGAAGCCUCUCACUUUCAGUCCAAGCUAAUUACACCUCCCCCUCCACCACCACCCUCGCCAGAAAGAGUGGUUAUUCCUUCAACAGAUAGACCCCUUAGCAGAAGCUGGCUAAGAUCAUCCUGGAACUUCAAAUUUCCCAAUAUCAAAGAUGCAGUAAAACUUUGGACAAAUAGAGUGUGGUCUGUAUACAGCUGGUGCCAGAGGUGCAUUACCCAGAGUUUAGAAGUAUUGCAAGACACCAUUUUGCCAUCCCGUUUCUGCCGCCGAGAACUUCACAGUCUAAAAGAACGGUUUUGCAUUUUGGAAAGCGAAUUAUGCAAGCUCCAGGAAGCACUGAAGACUGUCUCAGAAAAUUCUUCCUGUCGAAGCUGUGGUCAAACAUGUCACAUGAGUGGUAAACUCACAGAUGUGCCUGCAUGUGCUGUAACCACCCCUGGAGAAUCCGGAGCUGCACUUCCUCCCACACUGCCACAGCCAGUCAGCCAUCUUCCUCCUCCUCCACCUCUGCCUCCACCGCCUCCACCACCUCCUCUGCCUCUACCUCCACCACCGAUAGCACCUUUAAUGCUCAGAAAAUCCAAUCUCGCUAAAGCUCUUCAGGCUGGACCAUUAAAAAAAGAUGGACCUAUGCAGAUAACAGUUAAAGAUCUAAUGACUGUGAAAUUAAAGAAGACACAGAGUUUUGAUGAAAAGAAGAAGCUUGUACCAUCACCAAAGGCAUGGAAUCCACUAGUUACUGUCUCUGACCUGAAGCAUGUUACCCUGAAACCCAGCUCCAAAGUGUUAACUCAAGUUACAAAUGUCUUCAUUACUCCUGGUAAAAGCCAGAUAGAUCUACGGAAACUACUUAGAAAAGUCAAUGUAGAGAGGAGUCCAGGUGGAACCCCACUUACCAAUAAAGAAAAUAUGGAAACAGGAACUGGGCUGACCCCAGUAAUGACCCGAGCUUUGAGGAGAAAAUUUCAGCUGGCUCACCCUAGAAGCCCAACUCAAACUCAACCGCUUCCUACAAGCAGCUUUGAUGAACAAAACUGAUGCCAACUCUGCCAGACUCCAUGUGAUAAUCCACAAAAUAUACAGAUAAAAUCACUCCAAUUGUCUCUUUUUUUUAAUAUAGUAGGGUAUGUAUAAGUAAUUAUUCUAAUACAUAAUUCCAUUUGGAGAAUUAAAGUAUGUAUGGAGCCCAUUCAUACUGUGGUGUAAAGUGGGUAUUUGGAUAUUUUCUAGUUUGCAUGUUCUAUAAGAGAACAGAUGGAAAAAUGGAAUCUCCAAAGUGAUUUUAUCCUGGAAUUACCCAAUUUAGGUUGGAGAAGUUGUUCAAAUUUAACUACAUAACUGUAGCUUAUACUCUAUAGGUGCAGUUAUAACAAUAAGAAAAUCACCUGGUUCCUGUUCAUCUUGAGUAUUCUUGGGUAAUUGAAAAGUAUUUUAGCCUAUGAAGCUCAUGCAUUCAUUAAGUGCUACAAACUUAAUCAAUAAAAAAGAC